This is a messenger RNA of Acanthocheilonema viteae, 312 nucleotides long. The record is from the annotation of a GenBank genome assembly. Lineage: Eukaryota; Metazoa; Nematoda; Chromadorea; Rhabditida; Onchocercidae.
AUGGCCAGUGUUUGGCAACGAAAAACAUUGCAGAAUGGUUGCAGCUUUAGAAUUUCCGAAACUGAAAAUAUGAAGGAAGAGAAGGAAAAGGAGGAGACGAAAAUGUCAUAUCUCGAAGAAAAAAACAUAUGCAUACCGAGUUCCUCUAUUUCUUUCAUUACAGUUCCUUCAUUCCACGUAGUACAAGGCGAUGAACCUGGGAUAUCUCCUCAUGCUAUCGUUGGUAAAUCGGCUUCAUGCUUUCAGUUAAGUCGACGUCACGAAGAAUUAGUAGUACACUACACGAUAGAUACUAUUCUAUGCUAUAUUUGA